Messenger RNA from Chlamydomonas reinhardtii, 1633 nucleotides. RefSeq lists its product as uncharacterized. The transcript is spliced from 5 exons. The record is from RefSeq and is a predicted model, not a curated record. Gene Ontology annotation, molecular function: isoleucine-tRNA ligase activity; ATP binding; double-stranded DNA binding. NCBI's taxonomy places the organism in Eukaryota, Viridiplantae, Chlorophyta, Chlorophyceae, Chlamydomonadales, Chlamydomonadaceae. Gene Ontology annotation, biological process: isoleucyl-tRNA aminoacylation; regulation of DNA-templated transcription. The coding region runs from base 191 to 904 and encodes 237 amino acids.
AGAUACUUGUUGUGGGUACUUGUUUGGCCUAGGUGCUGGGCGCAGAGCACUUGCCGCCGCGUAAUAGAGGCGCGAGAAGCCAGUUGGGCCUGUUUUGCUGAUCCAGCUGCUUUUUCAAGUCGACAGAACCAAUUCAGUGUCUGAAUUAGACAGUUUAGGCACCAAAAGGCCCCACCGGCGCCGAGCCACGAUGUCUAUUGCGGAUGUGCUCGAGGGCAACGACUACUCCUUCCCUAAGGAGGAGAAGAAGAUUUUGGAGCUCUGGGAUCGCCUGGAUGCGUUCAACGAGCAGCUGAAGCGCACUGAGGGCAAGCCGGAAUACAUUUUCUAUGAUGGCCCCCCGUUCGCGACUGGCCUGCCCCACUACGGCCACAUCCUGGCUGGCACCUUGAAGGACAUCGUGACGCGCUACGCCUCCGCCACCGGGCACCACGUGACACGCCGCUUCGGCUGGGACUGCCACGGCCUGCCAGUGGAGUACGAGAUUGACAAGAAGCUCAGCUGUGUCCGGGCGAGGCUGUGUCCGGGCGUAACGCUGACUAACGUUGACUACCUGACCAGUGUGGGCCUGAAGCAGGAUGAGAUUUGCAAUAUGGCGUCCAUCAGCGUGGUGCUGCUGGGCCUGAACCCGGAGACCCGCCUGAAGUCGGUGGUGGACUACCUGAAGCGGAGAGGCGUGCCGGACUCGGGCAUUCCCGACCUGGUGCUCAAGCACCCGCGCAUCUUCGAGUACAAGCUGUCCGCGGACGGCUCGGAGCUGGUGAAGGGCCGCGCCCGCAUCCAGGUGGACGUGGUGCCCGUGGGCGCCAACGGCGAGCAGGCGUGCGCCGUCAACUACUUCCGCGAGGGCGCGUCCUUCAUGGAGGCGCCCGUGUCGCCCGUGGGCCCUGUGCGCGCGCCCUAAGCGGCUGGCGGCGGCGUCGAUGUCAGCAACAGCAGCAGCGGCAGUCGGUGUGGCGGGUGCGGUGGCUGUGGUGGAGGAGCUUUGGUGCGGCGGCAGGUGGUGUGUGAGAGGCGGAGCGGCUGGCGAGCUAGCGGCGAAGCGGGCACAGCGCUGGCGGGCGAGCGGCUGAGUUUGGGACUACGCAGGGUGCGCCCUUGGCCUAGGCCUGCCACGGCAGCGGGCUGACCAUAGUGUAUGGCUGCGCCCGGUGGGGAUGCGCGUCAGAUUGUACAGGCGCGGAGCAGCCGGCUUUACCGUCCUGUAUUGUAAAGCUAUGGUUGCGUGCAACGAGCUGUUGGCGGGGCCACGCCGUGCGUCUCAAGGCUGGGGAUGCGGAGACGCGGACAGUGCGAUUGGGUCUCAAGUCAGGCUGCUAACGGUUUCAAGCGGAUUUCGAACGCGUUUGUGUGGCGUGUCGUGUCACCUACGGCGUGUGUAUGGGGUUGUCCGUGCUUUCAUCUUGGAAAGCUAUUCAGGUUGCAGUUCUAGGCGGAUGUCACAAGGCGGUGUGGAACUGCCGCGCAAGGACCAGGGUAGUGGACGAGGAGCGUUUUGGGCGGACACGGGUAGGCUGCUAGGGCAUAGCGGACUGGGUGUGGUGUAAUCCUCUUCCACGGUGCAUGCCAUUCAAGUGCCACGAAGACGCGGUGAGGAGGCUCUGAAGGCAGUCACUUGUAACAAAAUUGCGAG